GCUCCGCUUCCAUCGCUUCGGCUCUGGGCGUGUGAGGCGGGAGCCGCUCGGCAGCCGCCUGCUCUCCUCUGGCAGGCGGGGCGGGGGGCGCCGAGCGCAUCGCUCGGGGAAGGGGUUAAGGGGGUGGGGGGCGCGCGAUGGCGGCGCAGCGCCGAGCGGGGCCGGGGGGGGGCGGAGCGGCGGAGACCGGCGGGCGGCAAGGCCCGGGCAGGCGGCACGGCGCCGGGACGGGGCUGGACGCUGAGGGGAGCGGCCCCCGGGGCUGCCCUGCUCGGCUCUGCCGUCCUCGUCGGCGGGCUGCUGGGCUGGAGCCUGCCCGGCGGCCUGCAGGGAGGAGCGGAGGUGCUGGCCCGCGGCAGCGAGGCGGUGAGGGACAGGUUCGUGGAGGUGGCCUGCUCCGGGGACUACGGCGCCGGCAGGAGGUUCGAAGGGUGCACUCCCAGGAAAUGUGGAAGAGGUGUAACCGAUGCAGUAAUAACAAGGGAGGAAGCUGAAAGAAUCCGUAGAAUAGCAGAGAGAGGACUGUCCUUCGGAGGAUCUGAUGGAGGGGCAUCAAUUUUGGACUUGCAUUCCGGAGCUCUUUCAAUGGGGAAGCAUUUUGUUAAUCUGUACAGGUACUUUGGGGACAAAAUUCAAGACAUCUUCACAGAAGAGGAUUUUGCAUUGUAUCGUGAUGUGAGACGGAGAAUUCAAGAAAAGAUUGCUCAGACUUUCGGAAUCAGCUCUUCCGCCAUGUACCUGACUAAGCCAACGUUCUUCUCCAGAAUUAACAGCACAGAAGCCAAGACAACGCAUGAUGAAUACUGGCACCCCCACAUCGACAAGGUGACUUACGGCUCUUUUGACUAUACUUCACUGCUGUAUCUGUCUGACUAUGCUGAAGAUUUUGGUGGUGGACGGUUUGUGUUUAUGGAUGAAGGUUCCAACAAGACGAUAGAGCCCCGAACAGGCCGGGUUUCCUUUUUCACCUCUGGAUCUGAGAAUCUUCAUCGGGUGGAAAAGGUUCGCUGGGGCACUCGCUAUGCCGUCACCAUCUCCUUUACUUGCAACCCAGACCACGGCAUUGGGGAUCCGGUCCUGACAUAAUUCCUCCCGGGAUGGAACGUGAGGUCGAAUGGAAUGAGAGAAGCCCUGCAAGAGGAGAGGAAAAAUGGAGAUAAUUUUAUAGACUUGCAUUCAAUUAGAAUUUCCCAGCUGUAUUUUGUUAUAUAAAAAACAUUUUGUUUUCAUGUCUUCUUUUCUGUGGGUGUUGCAAACAGUGCCUUAAGGACCAUCUUAAAUUUGGUAUGUUCUGUAACUGGUUUGUCUUCAUCUUCAUGUAGAGUCCUGCAAUGGGCUCUUCAUUUUUCUUUCAUUUUUCUUUCUUUCUUUUUUUUUUUUUUUUUUUUGAAUUUGAUUCUUCGGUUUAAAAGAUACAGACCACCUUUGGACCAUAUCUUGAUAUGACACCACGUGCUUCUGUUACCUGUUAUUAAAUUCUAUAGUCUCUUCCAGUACUAAUAGGAUUUGGAAACUUUGACCUAAUUAAUACAGCAAGAUGAGCGUUAUUCUUUUGGACAUGUCUCCUGCUGAGAGGAAUGUUUUCUCCUUUAGCAUGGGCAUUAGUGGGCGAUACACCUGUGGUUUGACUCCUGGGCUUUACUUGAACUUUUUUUUUUUAAAUUAAAUGACUACAGAUAUUUUCUGCUACAAGCAAGGACUAGUUAAUACAAUGUCAGAACUACAACCUUUUAGUUAGCCAGAAAGCACAUCACUUCAGGAUUACAAAUGUUGUGCAUUAGGGAGUGGCACCACAGUAGGUUCCUCUGACCAGAACGCAGCAUUCCCAACUUGCCUCGCUUUCUCAGUGGUGUCUUAAGAAAAGUGAUUAAUCUCCUGGUUGCAAGUCCCAUCCUAAAGUUAUUCAGAGCUCCUUAUGGGAAUGACUUGACCGUAUAACCAUGUAAAUUAUAUUUAUGUAAGUAUAUUAAAAAAUGUAAAUGUAUUAAAAGGAGAGCUGGGCAGAAGAAGUCAAACAGUUUUCUGGAUUCAGCUGAGCAUUCAUAAUUACCAAAUUCUCAGUUAGGACAGUAGGAUCUGGGAGGGACACAGGUGAGAAGAAAGUUAGUUUUGUGGUGGUUUUCCAUGCGCUGGUGCUGGAAUUCUUAGACUUGAUCCUGUAAACUGACUUGCUGCUUGGACAGCCGGAUAACAAAACCAUAUGGACCAGUUGUCUGUUGUAUGUGGGCUCUUACGGAAAUUAGCAUCCACUUACAUUUUAAAUUGAAAUGCUCUUGAGCUGGAGCUCAAUUGUAUAAACACUUUGAAACAUCUAUUUAUUGGGCCAAAAUUAAGUUUUAAGACCAAGUUUAAGAAAACUUGAUUUUUGUUACAGUUGAUAUAACUUACAUAUCCUGUAUGGUGAAAUACUGUUUAGCUUGUCCAAAACAAUGUUUUAUCUGUUUCAGGAAGUUUAUCAAUAGCUUUUUAUAGACUUCUUUUUUUUUUGGUUUAAUAUGAAGACUUCUGUUAACUAGGAUCAUUAGUCUGUGAUGUUACUUGAAUAAUAAAUCGCAAGAACUUCAGGAAGAGUUGAUUGCAUUGUAUUACAAAUGAAAUAAAACAAGUAAUCUUGCCAACUGCCUUGCUUUCUUACCACAAUCAAAGGUUUUUGUGGGUCAACACUUUAAGUAUAUCAUAGGAAAAAAUAUUUUUUCUUCAAAUUUUGAAGUGAGCAUUGAUUUGGUUUAUUAAUAGUCUAUCUUUUCUAUGAAAAUGAAAAUGUGGGGAUGUGCUUUUUUAAUGCAUACAAUUUCAUGUAAUUUUCAUUUUUGUUUUAAUCUCUCCUUUUAUGGAAGUUGUAAGUAUGGGGGAAUUACACUGAAGAUGUAAUAAAGAGAAUGAUGACUGGACACUUGUGCUAUUGUGAGUAUUUUAAGUUGGCACACCAGCAAAAUUGGUCUUCUAUAAUUUCAUGUCUUCUGAAAACUGAGAAGGGCAUCCUUGCUAACAAGGAAUUGUUAAAAGGACUGGAUGCUAGGAAAACGAUAGAUGGGUUCUGUAUCUAAAUACUUGUCUCAAAGCCUGUUAAUUCAAAGAAAGUUGCCUCACACCAAAGUUGUAUGUCUAUGUAAAGACCAGACACCAGCAACAGCUUUAGUGGGUUAACACUUUUUUUUGACAUCACUUUGUGAUUUAAAUGCAGGGCCUUUUCCACAAAAAUAUCAAGUAUCAGCAGAAUCUAAAUAUCAGUAGACCUCUGUGGAUUUUUUUUUUCACUGUAAGUUUUCUCAUUAGGGCUUUGUAAUUUUAAAAAGUGUUUAUUAGUUACUUCUCUGUCAUGCAGGCUUUGAGUUGCACUAAGUGAAAAUAGCACUUUGAGAACUGCCCUCUCUAAAAUACUCCUUAUCAAGACCAUGUUAGACCAUGGGGGAAAUCCCAACUAAUCUGCUCUCAGGUUUUAAUCUUCCAAAGCUUGUGUGUGUUGUAAUAUCUUCCAAACCCGGUGUUUUCUCCCAUGCUGUGAAUUGACUGACAUUCAGAAAUAAAAUCAAGUUGG
Molecule: messenger RNA, 3538 nt
Organism: Anas platyrhynchos (mallard)
Lineage: Eukaryota; Metazoa; Chordata; Aves; Anseriformes; Anatidae
Gene: OGFOD3
Product: 2-oxoglutarate and iron dependent oxygenase domain containing 3
Cellular component (GO): membrane
Molecular function (GO): oxidoreductase activity, acting on paired donors, with incorporation or reduction of molecular oxygen; L-ascorbic acid binding; iron ion binding
Source: RefSeq, a predicted model, not a curated record